AUGGCCGCCGACGCCACGUACGCGAAGCUGGUGCUGCUCGCCUGGGGGUUCGGCCGGGGCCGCGUCGUGGCCGGGCUCGUCUCCCCGCUCCCGCGCCACUCCACGCACCAACACCAGCGCCGCCUCCGCCGCGUGCUCGCCGUCGCCACCGAGCCCAGGCCCCCUCCCUCGCCGCCGGCCCCACGCACCGGCAGGACCAGGGCCAACACCAUCCAGUCCACCAGGUUCGGGGACGUGUCCAAGGAGAUCAAGCGGGUGCGGAAGCAGAUGGAGGAGGACGAGCAGCUGGCCUCCCUCAUGCGCGGCCUCCACGGCCAGAACCUCCGCGACGACAAGGCUGCAUGUGAAAGAAAGCGAACUUGAGCCAAGGUGAUGGUGAUGGAAAUGAAUGAAAGAAAGAGAAGCUGGAUGCCUACCACAAAGAUGAGC
Messenger RNA from Triticum aestivum (bread wheat), 429 nucleotides. RefSeq lists its product as uncharacterized. NCBI's taxonomy places the organism in Eukaryota, Viridiplantae, Streptophyta, Magnoliopsida, Poales, Poaceae. The transcript is spliced from 5 exons. Bases 1 to 363 code for a protein of 120 amino acids. The record is from RefSeq and is a predicted model, not a curated record.